Messenger RNA from Entamoeba invadens IP1, 1032 nucleotides. Its product is annotated as myosin-6, putative. The coding region runs from base 1 to 1032 and encodes 343 amino acids. The record is from RefSeq and is a predicted model, not a curated record. The transcript is spliced from 2 exons. Lineage: Eukaryota; Evosea; Mastigamoebida; Endamoebidae.
AUGACAGCAAGUGGAGUGACUUCAGACGCCAUUCCAGUUGUCAAAGAUCUCAUGAAACAAAUUUGUGAGAAGUACAAGAAGGAUGGCAAGCCAAGAGUGUACACUGUAGAAUUCAGAUUUGGUAAGAUCAAGAUUUUCUUCAAAGUUGGUGUUCUUGCUGAAAUUGAAGAAAUUAGAGAGAACAGAGUCACUGAACUUGUCGGUGGUCUUCAUAUGUGUGCAAAAGCCUUUGCUCAAAGAAAGCUUAUUGAACAGAAACGCAAUGAACAUAUUGCUAUUACUGCCAUGAAGACACCAUUCACACUUGGUACCAAUUCAGAAAUUGGGAGAAGAUUUGAUGAGGAACUCGCAGCUAAAGACAAAGAAAUUGAAACUGUGAAGAAGAAGCUUGCUGAAGAAAUCGCAAAGAGAGAAGCCGCCGAGAAGGCACUUUCUGAGAUGAAAAUCAAGAACGUCGACUUGGAAGCUUUAGUCCAAGAGUUUAAAAAAGAUAUUGAGUCAAAGAAGAUAGCACUUGACAAAGCUGAUAUGAAGUCACGAAAAGACCAAAAACACAUUGAGGAACUCCAAGGUAAUAUUAAGAGAGGAAUGGAAGACUUAAGCAAGUUAACCAAUGAGUACAAGAAACUUGAAGCCGAUAAUCAAAGACUUCAAGAUGAAAUUACUGAACACAAAGCGACUAUUGCUAAGAAGGAUUGUGUCAUCACCGAGUUGAACAAAGACAUUGAAGAUGAGGAAGGCGAAAUUUCCGACUUAAAGAAGAAGUUAGUAGCCGAAGGAGACAAUUCAAAGGAUCUCGAGACACAAUUACGCAUGAAGAGAGACAACAAAAUAGUUGAUUUGGAGAAGGCAGUUGCUGCUUUGAAAGACCAGAACACUCAACUUGAUGCUGCUAAAAAGGAUAUAAAGAAAUGGUCUGUUGAAGACGCUUCGAAGAUUGAGAAUAAUAAAUCACAUAUUAAGGCACUUGAAGUACAAAAGAAGAUGGCUUUGGACGACAAAGCGGAGGCUGAGAAGACUACUGCUGACUAA